UCUUUGCCUGUUUGACAGGUCAUAUUGGUUUUGGGCACAGCCCACUGAAUUAAUAUGACUGCAGUUUCAUAGCAGUGUGAUAUCAGUUCGCUGUGUCUGUCUCCUUAUCUGAGGUACACUUUAGACACAAAUCAAUCACAUGACUAUUUUUAAGCGAUGAAAGAUACUUGUUUCGUUGUUCUGCUACUUUGCAUCUCAAGUUUCUUCUCAGUACAAGCUGAUGAAUGCAUAGUCGGAGUGAUUGGGGAGCGCGCCAUCCUUCCCUGUGUUUAUAAUGGGGUAAAAAAUUUGACUUUACUCCACAUCUCAUCUGAAUGGAAAAGAGGAAUGGAAAUAGUUCACACUGCAUUCUGGAUGGAGGGAAAAGUGGAGAUGCAAAAUGUGUCCCACAGUAACCGGACUACUGUGUCAUCUUUGGCUCCAAAAACUGGAGAUUUCUCAGUGGAGUUACAUGAUAUACAUUUAUCAGAUGCACACAAUUACAGUUUUAAUCUUAAGCUUCUGGGUCAAAAUAGAAGCUCUCUGGUCUGCACUGUCUGUCUCACCAUAGCAGGUCAUUUCAGCCGUCCUACUCUACUGAGAGCGAAUGGAGUGUAUGGUGCAGAAACCAGCUUGCUUUGCAAUUCUUUAGGAGGAUUUCCUUCUCCGUCCAUCUACUGGCUUGUCAACCACACGCAGCGUCCUCCAGAAACGUCAGUCACAACAUAUAUGACUACUCUACCUCAGUCUGAACUCUACAACAUAACAACUGUUCUAUCUAUCAACAUCUCAGUGGACACUGCUGUAUCCUGUGUUAUAGAAAACAAGCUGCUGAAUGAAACUUUAAAGGCAACAAACUUUGUUUUUUUGUCAAGGAAGUCAGAGAGACGGUUGUCAGAGCACAUAUGGGUCUUCAGCGCUGCUCUGUGUGUGGUUGUUUCCUUACUGGUGGCUACAUCUCUAUAUUUCCAGAAGAAAUGGGACCGAGAUCAAAAAAGAAAGCAACACAGAUGUGGAGGUACUGAAGUGCUGUUUAUUUACGGAUCUAACGGUGUGAUUUUGUUAUAUGACUCUCAUUCCUUUGUGUUGCAGAUGAUUCAUGUUGGGAGGGCACUGACAUGAUCGUGUUUGAUUUGAAGCAAUGGGCUUCCAGUCCUGAGACUGAUGUGUAACAUGGUUUGGAAAGGCAUUCUGGGUUGACACGACUAACUUAUGUCAUUUUUAUUAAUUGUGAUGGACUGGAAGUGAUUCUGUUUCAUUUCAGAGGAUGAAUCAUCUUGAGCCGGUACAGACUUCUUUCGAGGCCACUGAUUUAUACAAUUCUUUCACUGAAUAGCCUCCCUUUUUCCAUACGAUCGGCUAAACAAAAGACCUGCAACUGCAUACAGUUGCAUAACGCAAAGAAUAUUAAUGUAUCUAUUUUCAAAAUACAGAGAUGAACAGUUCAGGAACUCUUUCUUAGUAAAUAUUUAGACAAGUUACACAUACACUCACAUCUAACAUUUUUAGACCAUGAUAAAUAUCCACGACAUGCUAUGUUGUUGGGAAAGAGCUCAAAACAACUUUCAUAACUUUACCCGUUUAACCUGAAGUAGUUAGACAGGCUGGAGCACAAAUGCAGAUGAGUUACUGUAAAAGUCAUAUAUAUUACCAUCAUGUCAUUCUCUCUAUUAUCCAUUGAGGGGUGAUGUUGAGAAUAAAUAUAAUUAAAAUAUAUUCAGCAGCACGGGAUGUGGCAUAAAGACAAUUUUAACACCAGAUUUUCUUAUAUAAACAUACUUGCCUUUUAAUCGCUGUGUAAUAGUUUCACUAUUGUAUCAAAGUCAUUGUAAAUAAAAGACCUACGAGAGACAGAAAUCAAAACUUGUAUAUAAUUACUCUGAGGCUCUAGUUUGUCAAUAGUUAAAAU
Carassius auratus (goldfish) is the source of this 1888-nucleotide messenger RNA. Its product is annotated as ICOS ligand-like. Gene Ontology annotation, cellular component: external side of plasma membrane. The coding region runs from base 157 to 1101 and encodes 314 amino acids. Gene Ontology annotation, molecular function: signaling receptor binding. Gene Ontology annotation, biological process: regulation of cytokine production; T cell receptor signaling pathway. NCBI's taxonomy places the organism in Eukaryota, Metazoa, Chordata, Actinopteri, Cypriniformes, Cyprinidae. The transcript is spliced from 4 exons. The record is from RefSeq and is a predicted model, not a curated record.